GUACAAUCCAAGAUUUCAUUUCAAAAGAAAAAUUAAUGACCAAUUUAUUGUGGCUCUGCCGUGGCCACUACCUUGUCCUUCUAUGGAUUUCGGAAGCCACACUUUUAACAAUCUCCACUGCUAUGCCACCACCAAAUCCCCUCAAAUGCAACAACGUUAACUCAGAUUGCCAACUUUCCAAUUCCUACGGAGUUUGGGGCGAUAGACAAACAUGUCGCGCCCCAAACAUUGUAUAUCCAACAACUGAAGAAGAACUUCGUCGAGAAUUAGCCAAUGCAAACAAAAACAACCUUAAAGUCAAAAUCGUAACACGAUUUUCACACACUAUUCCUAAACUUGCAUGCCCCACGAGCAACUCAAAAAAUUAUGUCUUCAUAAGCACUGAAAAAUAUGACUCUACGGUCGAUAUUAACAUGGAAAAACUAACUGUCACCGCUGAUGGUGGAGUUGGACUCCGAAAACUUAUUGAUACGAUAGAAAAGGCGGGGUUGAGUUUGGUAGCGGCUCCGUAUUGGGAAGGAGUGACGGUUGGCGGCGUAAUAAGUACGGGGGCUCACGGUAGUUCGUGGUGGGGCAAAGGAGGAGCAAUUCAUGAUCAUGUUAUUGGUAUAAGUCUAAUUGUACCAACUAAUGAAUCUGAGGGUUAUUCUAAAAUAAUCAAAUUGACACCAGAGGAUCCACUUUUGAAUGCUGCUAAAGUUUCUCUUGGAUUGCUUGGCAUCAUUUCUAAAGUGACAUUUCAGUUGGAGCCAGCAUUCAAGAGAAGUAUAAGAUUUAAUUUCACAAAUGAUAGUGCGAUAGAAGAUGAAUAUAAGGAACAUGCAAAGAAGAAUGAAUUUGGCGAUAUUCAAUGGUACCCUUCUAGACAAACUGCUGUCUACAGAUAUGACAAUAGAGUCCCCUUAAAUACUUCUGGCGAUGGUCUCAAUGAUUUUCUUGGAUUUCAAUCCAAUCCUAUUUUGCUUUCCAAGUCUGUUCGAGCCAUAGAAAAGGGAUUUGAAACCACUAGAAAUGUAGGUGGAAAAUGCACAAUGGCAAGUUCUUUCGUGGCAUACAAGAAACUGAUAGCAAAUGGAUUUAAAAACAACAAAUUAAUCUUCACUGGUUAUCCAGUAGUAGGCCAUCAAGGCAAAAUGCAAACUUCAGGUUCUUGUUUAUACUCAUCUCCUAUAGACAUCACCACCACAUGUGCUUGGGAUCCAAGAAUCAAUGGACUCUUCUUCUAUGAAUCCACAGCCAUAAUCCCAUCUUCAAAAUUCGUAGAUUUCAUACGUGGUGUGAAAAAUUUGCGCGAUUCGGUCAAGUCAGAGAGUAUGUGUGGGGUUGACCUGUAUAACGGAUUCCUAUUUCGUUUUAUCAAGGCCUCAGAUGCAUAUUUAGGCCAAGGCGAAGAUUCAGUGGUUGUUGAUUUUAACUAUUAUCGUGCUAGCGAUGCCUUAACCCCGCGACUUAACCAAGACAUUUGGGAUGAAAUUGAGCAAAUGGCAUUUGUUAAGUAUGGGGCUAAGCCACAUUGGGCUAAGAAUAGGAUUGUAGCAUUUCUUGAUGUGCAAAAGAAGUAUCCAAAAUUCAACAAGUUUGUUGCUGCCAAGGCACAAAUGGAUCCCAAGAAUAUGUUUUCUAGUGAAUGGUCUGAUGAGAUAUUGUUUGGAAAACAAGAAAGUUUAAAGGGUGAUGGAUGCGCCUUAGAAGGGCUGUGUAUUUGUUCAGAAGAUAGACAUUGUAGUCCCUCAAAAGGGUACUUUUGCAAGCCAGGACUUGUUUAUCAAGAAGCACGUGUGUGUAGGUUUUCAUCAACUUCCACAAGUUGAAUAAACAUUUUAUCCUACUGAAAAUUAAUGUCCAAGAUAGAACCAGUGUACCUCGUGUUUUGUCUUGAUGCAAAAUUUCAAUUCCAGAAAAACAAAAAAGCAAUAACAUGUGGCACUCGAAUUGGAAGAAGCGUGAGAUUUAUGGCUUAUUGAGGUUAAUGUGUAGAAUUAAACCAGACCACAUAUUUUAAGUGGCUGACUGACUUAUAGAUUUUCCAAAAUUUUAAAUAGAAAAUGUUGUAGUAAUAUUUUAUCAUGUGUUAAAAUAUUCAAUCAUGUUUUGUGAGUUGGCGACAAAUUCCCUAACGGGAAAGGAACCUAAUUAGCUAAGUAUACUUAAGCUAAUUGUUAUGUAACUGUUACCUUAGGGUGGGUGUUAGACUGAAAUCGAAAUUUAAGAAAGAGCAAAGAAAUUUGAUA
Capsicum annuum is the source of this 2231-nucleotide messenger RNA. Its product is annotated as L-gulonolactone oxidase 3. The transcript has 3 exons. NCBI's taxonomy places the organism in Eukaryota, Viridiplantae, Streptophyta, Magnoliopsida, Solanales, Solanaceae. The record is from RefSeq and is a predicted model, not a curated record. Bases 36 to 1811 code for a protein of 591 amino acids. Gene Ontology annotation, cellular component: membrane. Gene Ontology annotation, molecular function: D-arabinono-1,4-lactone oxidase activity; FAD binding.